Messenger RNA from Daphnia carinata, 4564 nucleotides. RefSeq lists its product as uncharacterized. Gene Ontology annotation, biological process: proteolysis. The record is from RefSeq and is a predicted model, not a curated record. Lineage: Eukaryota; Metazoa; Arthropoda; Branchiopoda; Diplostraca; Daphniidae. Gene Ontology annotation, molecular function: serine-type endopeptidase activity. Bases 192 to 4235 code for a protein of 1347 amino acids. The transcript has 11 exons.
UUUAGUCAAACCUAUCCAAGUAUCAGUCUCUCGCUGUAUCUUCCUUAGUGUUGUCAUAGUUUGAAUUCGCUCUCCACAUUCUACUAGUUACCGACAGAAGGAAUAUUGUCCGCUGUCAACUGGCACGAGUUCCACCAUCGUCAAACCAAGUUUAAUCCAGCUGUAUAGUUUCGUAAACAGAAACUACAACAAUGAGGUUCAACACCCUCUGUUCGUGCUUAUUUCUAUUGGCGGCUGUUAAAGCCCAUCCUGAAGGUUCCUGGAAAUGGGAAUCCUCUUCAAGUCAGUCCAAUCCCACCACAGUAGCUCCUACUGCCCAACCGGCUGCUGACGACUCUCUGCAUCUUUCAAUCGCUGAUGCAAAUGGUAAACUUCCGGCAAGUGCAGAACUGCACGAAGAGAGUUCCACUGUCGAUGAUGUCGAAACAGCAGCUGAUGCUAUUCUUCACUCGACUAGGACAGGCAAAGUCAUCAACACGUACGAAGCUGUUUAUGAAGAUCCAUCUAUUCAAAAGGCUCUUCAAGAAGGCAAAGACACUGAAGCCCGUACUUACAUCAAAGAGAAGCUCUGCAAACUUGGUCUGGCCAAAGAGUGCGCAAAGUUAGCUGCCAAAUCCUACGGUCCUAGUGGACACAAUGGCCUCCAUGGCGGCAUUGGCAUCGAUCCUAACAUUGUUUCAUAUGUUCAGCCCGUAGCCAUUGUACCAGCCGGUGCUCCCAUUGCUGCAGUUCCACUUGGAGUGGGCGCUGGCCAGUUCAAACAACACGGCAAAGGCCAAGUUGGCAAAGUCAAAGGCUAUGGAGCUCCUCCCAGCAGCUAUGGAGCUCCUUCACUUCUCCCUCCAAACACGUACGGCGCUCCUGGACUUGGUGGAUUCGGUGGACUUGGUGGUUUGGGAAGCCUAGCUCCUCCUCCUAUUCCUGCAGCUCUUCCUCCUGCUCCCGUUCAACACAUCCAUCAUCACCAAACCGUUGGAGUUCCUCCAAUCAUCCCAGGCCCUUACGGCGCUCCUCCACCUCCACCACCAAUCUACAAAUCACCUCCUUCAUACAAUCCUGCCCCUCCUGUUUACAAUCCUCCUCCUAGACCAUCCUACAGCAACCCACCUCCUGUUUAUAACGCAGCUCCUUCUCGUCCGUACGCUCCUGCCCCAAUCCAACCCUACAGCAACGGAGGUAAUGCAUUCGCUCCACGUGACCAGUGCGUGUGCGUUCCAGUUGAACAAUGCCCGUCCUACGAUGUCAUCGGCCGCGUCGCUGACUACCAAAUUGAUCCCCGUUCAAAAUUGAACUCGACCAUCGUAGCUGAUGAAGCCGACAUUGUCAUCGUGAAGCAACCGGAAGGGCGCCAACUCGCAUCUCCUUCAAAAGACUCGACACGUCGUAAACGUCAGAGCUUCCACAACAGGCAGACCAUCGUCGGAGACGAUACCAUCACCGUUGUCUCAUCUGAUUCUUCCGCUUCGCAAUCCCCUUUAAAUCCUCCUAUCAGUGGACCUGCCCCGAUUGCCCCGAUUGCUGAGACACCCAUUUCUGAAGAUUUAGAAUCAAUCAGCGUUGAUGCUGCUGAUUCCGUUCCUGUUGCUGGUGGUGGAUCCUCUCCUGUUGCUGCUUCUCCACCUGCUGUAGCUGGUGCUCCUGCUUCCGUCGGUGCAGUCGGAGGUAGUCUGUUGAGCGCUCUGAAGCGAUUCGUGGAGCCGACGUUUGGUCUUUCGUUCGGUUUACCGGGCGGCGCCUUCGGCGGCGGCUAUCCGUUGAAUCCGCUGGGCAACAAUCCGCUAGUCAAUCCGUACGGCGGAGCGAUCGGCGGCGACGGUGUCAAUUUCGGCGCGUUCAACGUCAAUCCGCUCGUGUCGCUCCAGCUGGGCAAAGGCGAGUCGGGUAAAAAAUUUAGACCGUUGGUUAACUUCCACAUCACUCCCAGUGCUGAGAAGUUGGCCGAGAAAGGUCUGAUUGGUUCUGGUGGGGUCGGUGGUAUAGGACCGGGUAUAGGCGGGUUCGGUGGAGUAGGACCCGGUGUCGGUGGACUCGGCGGUCUAGGUGGUUUUGGUGGACUGCCUUUCCGGCAAUUGACCAAAGACGAACAACCGUUUGGACAUCAAACAGACAACAACCAAAGUCCAGUAGGGUCGGUGAAUAGUUAUUACAAUGACUUUGUGAAACAAGGAGGCUCAGAAGAACCAUUCAGAUUUGCCGACACGACCAAUACGGGACUAUCGUUCAACAACCAAAGUCCAGUAGUGUCAAACAGUAAUGAUUACGAUGUCAAACAGGGAGGCUCAGCAGAGCCGUUCAGAUUUCCGAGUACAUCAGUCAACGCCAUCAGACCGCUGAGAUCGGCCCGCGAUGGGCCUUACGGAGAGGAGGCUGAGUUGAACCUGGGCGAGGUUGGACAAGGACUACAAAGAUCGGGUCAGGCGUCCGAAGCCUCUUUCAAAAUCGGCCAUCACGGCUACAAGGCUUUUGAGAAGGCUUUCGGCAAAGGCUAUGGCGUCCCAUUCCCAGUUGCUACACCUGUCGCCGUACCCCAACCCUACGGAGUACCUUAUGCUGUGCCUCAACCCGUCCCCGUUGCCCAACCUUACGCUGUACCUCAACCUGUUCCAGUACGAGUUCCCGUAGUGCAACACGUCCCAGUCCAAGUGCCUGUUCAAGUUCCCGUACGAGUUGAAGUUCCCGUUCACGUCCCGGUCCGCGUUGAAGUUCCGGUGCGCGUCGAAGUGCCUGUGCCCGUGGCGGCGCCUUACCCAGUCCCUGUACCUUACGAGCAACCGGUUCAGGUUCAUCAACACUAUCAUCAUCAACACCCAGUACCUCCACCGGUGCCCCACUAUCCCCCAAAAGCGUCCGUCUACCGACCUCAUCCAGGAGCUUACGGCUCGCCCACGUUCGGCUAUAGCGGUCCAGUACCUAGCUACUCUGCGCCAGUGGCCAGUUAUGGGCCAACGCCUUAUUCUAACUCGGGAGGGAAGGAAACACCUUACGCAGGUCAAGCGCAGGCACAUUACUCGGCGGAGGGCAAUCAGCAAACGGCACAGGUGCACACAGCAACUGGGUACGAUUCGAUCACGGUUCAAUCCGCUGCCAAUGACUACACGUUCCGUGAUUCGGAAAACAAUGGCCAGCCUAAAACUCGAACUAGUGGAGUCCGAUUUGUCGAUUCUCGUUCGGGUGAAUCCGAUUCAUCCUCCUCUCCUGCUGCAUCCUCUUCUUCUUCCGCUGUUAAGUUUGAACAAGCCAAGCGGAAGCGCUCGGCAGACGAACAAGAUUUCGUUGAAACAGACGCAAGCCAACCCCAACCAGAUACCAAUGAGGGUCGAGAUGCCCGUCAACUAGGAGGAAGUUCCUUUUCCGGCGGAUAUCCAACUUGUAGAUAUUCUGAAGUCUGUUGUCGUAGUUCUCCGGCUGCCAAUCGAUACUCUAACGGAGCAGCUCCAGGCACUUGUGGACGCAGAAACCCACAAGGAAUCAACGGCCGCAUCAAGACUUUGCCCUAUGCUGACGGAGAAGCUGAAUUCGCUGAAUAUCCAUGGCAAGCGGCCAUUUUGAAAAAAGAUCAAUACGACAACGUUUAUGUCUGCGGAGGAGCCCUUGUAGGACCUUCUCACAUCCUCACUGCUGCUCAUUGCAUUAAAGGAAACGCUCCUGGUGAUCUGAGAGUGCGUUUGGGUGAAUGGGAUGUCAACCGCGAAUCUGAAUUCUACCCUCAUAUCGAGAAAGACGUAGUCUCUGUCAUUAUCCAUCCGGAAUAUUACCCAGGCAACCUUUACAACGAUAUUGCCAUCGUCAAGUUUGAAGGCGUCGUCGACUUUUCUUACAAUCCUCACAUCGCUCCUGCCUGCGUUCCUCAGAGAUACCAAGAAUUCGUUGGGUCUCGUUGCUGGGUCACUGGAUGGGGUAAAGACGCUUUCGGUACCGGAGGAAAGUACCAGAAUAUUCUAAAGGAAGUGGAUGUGCCUGUAGUUGGUAAUGCUGAUUGUGAGAACAAAUUGCGUCGUACACGACUCGGAUACGAUUUCAAAUUGCAUUCGGGAUUCCUCUGCGCUGGAGGAGAAGAAGGAAAAGAUGCCUGCAAGGGUGAUGGUGGUGGUCCACUAGUGUGCGAGAACCGCGGCAGCUGGUUCCUGGCCGGGCUCGUCAGCUGGGGUGUCGGUUGCGGUCAGUACGACACUCCCGGUGUGUACACGAAAGUUUCUGAAUUCUCCGACUGGAUCCAAAAGAAUAUUAUCUAUUAAUCCUAAGGCGUGCAUCGUUUAACCGUAUAUAUUAAAGAAUCGACGGCGAUGAAGAAAGCUAAGAAAUAUUUAAAAGAGAAAGAUAAAACAUUCACCAUUUUUUCAUUAAUUUGAUUACUACUGUUAUACAGAGUCCCAUUUCUCACAUCAGUUUUAUACUAUUUAGAUGACAAUUAGUUUUAGUCGAAAGUAUUAGUGAUUGUAUACCUUUUAUUUUGUCUCAGUAAUGUUUCGCAGAAUUAUAUAUCUACUACACUGCUGUUCCAAGCUGUGUAGAUCCCUCCGUAGCGGCUGAGCCGCCCUUAAAUACACGAAAAGAUGCUUAUCAA